GAGUGCCAAAAUGGCGACCUCCUUAGUGAAAGAGGUGGCAAAGCAAGAGCUACCUCCAAAAGGUGGUUAUCCUGCCAUUGUGUAUGCCAGGAAUAUACCAACCAGAGGCCCUUCUGGUAUAGCAUUGUUCCUUGGCGGAGCAGCCGUGAUGGCGUACGGAUUUUAUCGUGUUAUUAUGGGGAACCGAAAACGAUGUGAACUGAGGAAAGAGCAAAUGGAAGCAAGGAUUGGAUUUCUCCCACUUUUACAAGCAGAACACGACAGAAAUUGUCUACGGCUAUUGAAAGAAAAUGAAGAACUUGAGGCACAGAUCAUGAAAGAUGUUCCUGAUUGGAAAGUUGGUGAGAGUGUGUACCACACAGAAAAAUGGGUCACACCUAUGCCCAUUCAAGUUGAAAAGCUGUAACAUAGGUUUCUUGCAUUUGGAUGUACUUAUAUGUAAGUUUCUUGGUGUGGACUCAAACUUUGGCACACGUGUAUUUUUUUAUAGAUGAAUCUGUGGCAUGUUGUCAAUUACUGUUUUCAGUUCAGGUUUUCAGAGAGACUUAAGUCCAUCAACUUUCUGUUCAGUUUUUUUGUUGGGAGUUGAAAGAGCGUCUUGGGGUAAAAAAACUUAAACUAGUCUUAACAUGCCUUGUGAAAAUUCUCAGACUAUCUGUUGCAAUUAAAUGUAAUUUAUCUCCAACAAUAAACUUCAAAAGUGAGUGAAGGUAUGGCUUUCUUUAUAAUUGCUCUGAAAUUUGCCUGAUCAGAAAUAAACAUUAUUCAUAACCACAAUGUUUUGUUUUGUACAUGAUUGUGAAAAUUGUUUCUAGAGGACCGUGGCCUGGAGUCAAUCUGUUACUCUUAUACUUGACUUAAUGGAAACUUUGGAAGUACCUGAUAUCAUUCUCAUUCAAAGAGACUUAGGUCCUGACAUCGUACUAAGUAAACUGUUCAUUAGGCCAAUGCUUAAUCUAUCAUGUUUUUUUUUAUCAGUUAGAAGUAUGUGAAAAUAUCACAAAGUUUCUAAGACAUUGUGGUAUGGACACACUUUUGCUUUAUGAUGGUGUCUGCUUAUGAUAGCUUCUUCAGAUACCUCAAGUGGGUUGAACUUCCUUCAUUACGACCAACAGUCACUCUCCAAAUUUCAUUUCAGUUUGGAAACAGUGGACAUAGAGUCACCUCAAAUUGGACAUGAGUGAAAACAAUUUUAUUUAGUCACAAAAACAACUGAGUUUGUAAGGUUACUUAAUAUUUUCAAAAAAGGAGGAGAUAUUUACACAAUAAAAAUACAGAGACUCA
Molecule: messenger RNA, 1284 nt
Organism: Pocillopora verrucosa
Lineage: Eukaryota; Metazoa; Cnidaria; Anthozoa; Scleractinia; Pocilloporidae
Product: NADH dehydrogenase [ubiquinone] 1 alpha subcomplex subunit 13-like
Source: RefSeq, a predicted model, not a curated record